Messenger RNA from Penicillium roqueforti, 1011 nucleotides. RefSeq names its product DUF2406 domain-containing protein. The coding region runs from base 1 to 1011 and encodes 336 amino acids. Lineage: Eukaryota; Fungi; Ascomycota; Eurotiomycetes; Eurotiales; Aspergillaceae. The transcript is spliced from 5 exons. The record is from RefSeq and is a predicted model, not a curated record.
AUGGACUCCCCCCAAUCUCCCACUCCCCAGAGGAGUCGUGGGUUCAGUGUGAAAUCCGACAAGUCAGACAAGUCCGGAUCAACAAGCCAUAAACGUGGUCCCUCGGAGUCUUCAGAAGAGAAAUCUCGUCGCAAUCUACAUACCAAAGCAGAUCCACUUAUCGCCAUGAACGAGCUUCAGCCUAUGGCCGUGGCCUUGCAAAAGUCCAAUCUGGGCUCACUGCGCGAGCUUGAAUUCAAGGAUCAAUAUGGCAAUGUUAUCACCGAUCCCGACCUGUCAAAUCCCACUCGGCCGCGUCUGGAACGCCCCUUGGAUACCAUUCGAUCGUUUGAGGCUGCUAUCUACGGCACAAGUAUCAAUAACCGUGCGUCAUAUGCUAGAACAGAGGAUGCGUCACAAAUGGGCGACUUCAGCCGACGGACCAGCUACUACGGAAGUCCAAAUGGUCCAUCCAACAGCUACUACGGCCAAUCGCGACCAGACAGCAUCGUGAACGCGUACCAAAACACGCCUCUCUCACCCGAGGGUUCUGUCCCCUAUAACCAGGGAUAUAAUCAGAACGGAUAUAGCCAAAACGGCAGAAGACGUCCCUCGCACCAUCCCCGCGGGUCACCCUCGUCGCCCAUCAGCCCCUCCGAGGGCUACCCCAACAUCGCCGGCUCGCAAUACGGCUACCAACGGUCGCGCGACAACAUCGCGGCCAUGUCGAACAAUUCCGGCACCACAGACUACGGCCAGUCCACCGACCCCAGCUCGAUCAACAGCUCCAACGACCAAUUGCAGCAGCAGGCUCUGCAGCAACAGCGUCUGGACGAGCGGUCCCAAGCCGAGUACGGGUUCAACGGGUUCAACUCCAAGGCACCCCCUGUCCAGCCCAUCCGCGACCCGACCAUGGGCGGACCCGUUGGAGGUGUCCCGAUCUCCACCACACAAUCGACUGUCAGCAAGAAGGGUGAGAAAGCGGAUAAAAGAAAGAGCUGGUUCAAACGCCGGUUCAGCAAGGAUAAAUAA